AUGGCCUCAACCAUAGCCGUCUCGUCCGAAAAGGACAGUGACCUUUCUGUCUCCGAACCGGUCACACUGGACGAAAAGACCGCUGUCAAUGUGCUUUCUGGGAAAAAGGAUGUCAAGGCCGAUGAGGAAGACACCGGCCUUGAAAGUGACCGCAACAGCGACAAUGUUGUUAUCAUCACCGGUGCUGACGCUUCCGCUCACUUGAUACCACUACGGGAUGAUUUCGAUAAUGUCUUGACUUUUCGGAGUAUCAUCAUUGCGUCGGGCUUGGCUUGUUUUCAAGCAGUAAUGAACCAAAUUUAUCAAUUCAAACCAACUCUUAUUACCAUCCAGGGGACUUUUAUUGUUCUCAUUUCCUACUUUGUGGGCAAUGCGUGGGCUAAAUUACUCCCGCGAGGUGAAAAAUUCGAGACAAGAUGGAGGGCUAAAAACGGCCAAGGAAAACUGCCAAAAUGGAUUUUGUUUCUCAAAUUCAUUAAUUCUGGUCCUUGGUCGUUGAAAGAACAUUCUAUUGCCGCGAUCACUGCUACCUCGGCCUCGAAUGUUUCUUCUGUCUCCCAGGUAUGGGCUGCUCAGGACCUGUUUUACGAUAUUCCCAUCAGUGCGGCCACCGUCAUUCUGAGCACCAUCUCGAUUGGUCUUUUCGGCUAUGGCUUAUGUGGAAUCAUGCGCCCUAUUGCUGUCUGGCAUACCGAGGCCGUAUAUUGGAGUACCUUGCCCACCGUCAAGACGCUCCAGGGACUUCACUGGCAACAAGUGAAAAAUUCAAAGCCGCUCAGAUAUUUCUGGUAUGCUUUUGCCGGGAUGUCUGUGUAUGAAAUCUUCCCGGCCUAUAUAUUUCCAUGGUUAAACUCCAUAUCUAUUCCGUGUCUGGCCGCGCAGAAAGCCACAGGUAGCACGGCCGAAGUUUUGACUAACCUUUUCGGCGGCGCUACCAAUAACGAAGGUCUUGGUCUCUUUUCUAUUUCGCUUGACUGGCAAUAUCUCACAUCCUUCCAAACUUCCCUUCCAUUGAAACUACAACUUCAUCAAAUGGUCGGACUUGGUGCUUGCUUUGUCGCCAUGCUUGGAAUUUAUUAUGGCAAUGGAUGGAACUCGAGAUCACUCCCUUUUAUGUCAACAAGGCUUCUCAACGCCAAUGGAACAGCAUACCCCGUCAGCACUGUAUUCCCAGGCGGUGUACUUGACGAGGCUGCGUUGUUGGAACAAGGGCUUCCCAAGCUAACGGGAACAUUUGCGUUUGCAAUGUUCAUGGCAAAUGCUGCUAUCGGCGCCUUGAUCGUUCAUUGUAUUUUGUUCUGGGGAAGUGAUAUUAAACGAGCAUACAAAAGCGCCAGGGAAGGAAGAUUCGACGAUCGGCAUCAUGACCACAUGGCAAAGCAUUACAAGGAGACACCAUGGUGGUGGUAUAUCAUUGUACUUGUCGGCAGCUUUAUCCUGGGCCUCAUUGUGGUUCUGAAAGAGAACAUUACCCUGCCAGUCUGGGCUUACAUUGUUUCGUUGGUUGUGGGAAUCAUCAUUGCCCCAUUCAGUGUCAUUCUUUACUCUCGCUACGGCAACGGUAUUGCGACAAACAACAUUUCAAAGAUGUUGGCAGGCUUGAUGCUUCCCGGUCGUCCAAUUGGCAAUAUGUAUUUUGCAGCCUGGUCACAUAACGUUAUCACGAACGCUGUCAAUCUUUCAAAUGACCUCAAGAUGGGAGAAUACCUCAAGAUUCCCCCUCGCAUAAUGUUCCUCACUCAAAUGUAUGGAACUAUUCUCGGUGGGUUCAUCAACUACGCAGUGAUGAUCUCUAUCGUGGGAAGCAACCGAGAGCUCCUCGCCGAUGGCAACGGAAAUUCUUCCUGGAGCGGUGCAACCAGCCAGGCUUACAACACCAAUGCCGCUUCUUGGGCACUUGCUCCGUAUCUGUAUAGAUCUGGUGCUCCCUACUCCAUGGUGCCAAUUGGUGUGGCCAUCGGAGGUGCCGCCGUCAUCGUUCAUCGUCUCUUCUACCAGUUCGUUCCGAAAAUCGGCAAUUUCGACGUUGCUGAUAUUAACAUGGCACAAUUCAUCCAAUACGCAGGAUACAUUCCCUAUAAUCAGUCGCAGGCAUGCGUGCUACUUACGUGGAUUGUUUCUGGGCUUUACGUGCAGUUCUAUCUGCGGAACUACAAGCCGAGGAUCUUCAAGGAUUACUCAUAUCUGGUUACUGGUGCGUUUGAUGGCGCCAGUUUAACCGUUCUGUUCAUCCUUUCAUUUGCAGUAUUUGGCGCUGGCGGGCCGAGCAGGCCAAUGCCGUCCUGGUGGGGGAACAAUUCCUCGGGGAAUUAUGAUUGGUGCCCAACGUCAGAUUAG
Molecule: messenger RNA, 2337 nt
Organism: Penicillium manginii
Lineage: Eukaryota; Fungi; Ascomycota; Eurotiomycetes; Eurotiales; Aspergillaceae
Product: OPT family oligopeptide transporter
Exons: 9
Coding region: 1-2337 (778 amino acids)
Biological process (GO): transmembrane transport
Molecular function (GO): oligopeptide transmembrane transporter activity
Source: RefSeq, a predicted model, not a curated record